AUGAACAGCAAGUUGCAGUCAGCACAAGCCAGCUACCCAUCUGUGGUCCAGCCCAGUGGCCUGCAGUCAGCACAAGCCAGCUACCCAUCUGUGGUCCAGCCCAGUGGCCUGCAGUCAGCACAAGCCAGCUACCCAUCUGUGGUCCAGCCCAGUGGCCUGCAGUCAGCACAAGCCAGCUACCCAUCUGUGGUCCAGCCCAGUGGCCUGCAGUCCGCACAAGCCAGCUACCCAUCUGUGGUCCAGCCCAGUGGUCUGCAGUCCGCACAAGCCAGCUACCCAUCUGUGGUCCAGCCCAGUGGCCUACAAUCAGCACAAGCCUCUUACCAGUCUGUGUCCAGGCUCAGCGGCAAACAAGGACAAGCCAGCUACCAGUCUGUGUCCCAGCCCAGCAGGCUGCAGUCAGCACAAGCCAGCUACCCAUCUGUGGUCCAGCCCAGUGGCCUGCAGUCAGCACAGGCCUCUUACCAGUCUGUGCCCAGGCCCAGUGGCCCACAACCAGGACAGGCCCUCUACCAGUCUGUGUCCCAGCCCAGCAGGCUGCAGUCAGCACAAGCCAGCUACCCAUCUGUGGUCCAGCCCAGUGGCCUACAAUCAGCACAAGCCAGCUACCCAUCUCUGGUCCAGCCCAGUGGCCUACAAUCAGCACAAGCCAGCUACCCAUCUGUGUCCAGGAUCAGUGGCAAACAAGGACAAGCCAGCUACCCAUCUGUGGUCCAGCCCAGUGGCCUGCAGUCAGCACAAGCCUCUUACCAGUCUGUGUCCAGGCCAAGUGGCCCACAACCAGGACAGGCCCUCUACCAGUCUGUGUCCCAGCAAAGGUUCAAACAACCAGCCCAAGCCAGCUUGCAGUCUGUGUCCAGGCCAAGUGGCCCACAACUAGGACCGGCCCUCUACCAGUCUGUGUCCCAGCCCAGCGGGUUGCAGUCAGCACAAGCCAGCUACCCAUCUGUGGUCCAGCCCAGUGGCCUGCAAUCAGCACAAGCCUCUUACCAGUCUGUGUCCAGGCUCAGUGGCCUACAACCAGGACAGGCCCUUUACCAGUCUGUGGUCCAGCCCAGUGGCCUGCAGUCAGCACAAGCCUCUUACCAGUCUGUGUCCAGGCUCAGCGGCAAACGAGGACAAGCCAGCUACCAGUCUGUGUCCCAGCCCAGUGGCCUGCAGUCAGCACAAGCCAGUUACCCAUCUGUGGUUCAGCCCAGUGGCCUGCAGUCAGCACAAGCCAGCUACCCAUCUGUGGUCCAGCCCAGUGGCCUGCAGUCAGCACAAGCCAGCUACCCAUCUGUGGUCCAGCCCAGUGGCCUGCAAUCAGCACAAGCCUCUUACCAGUCUGUGUCCAGGCUCAGCGGCAAACGAGGACAAGCCAGCUACCCAUCUGUGGUCCAGCCCAGUGGCUUGCCGUCAGCACAAUCUCGUUACAGGUCUGUUCACCAACAACCAGGACAGACCAGCUACCAGUCUUUGUCCCAAUCCAGUAGCCAGCAGCCAGCACAAAUCCGCUACCAAUCUGUUUCCCAGCAGCCUGGGUUCCAGGUCUUUUCUGUGCCAGAGCAGUCAAGUUAUGGGUCUCAUUCCAGUCUUGGUUCCCAACCUCCUAGAGCAACCCAGUGAUGUACCUCUUUCUUCAAGCUAUGCGUCUGUGAUGCAGUCUUUCAAGCCUGGCUUUCAAGAUCCAGCACCUCCACACUCUCAGACUACUCAAAACAAGCGUUUAUCUCUAGGCGUAUUGAGGUUGUUGCAACAAGUGAAGUCGUAGCUGCAUACUUUGCUGCUUUUUCUUAAUUUGGUGUUCGCUUUUGUUUUUGUUUUUUUUGUUUUUUCAAAUAAAUAAAACUUAUAAAAUGGG
Molecule: messenger RNA, 1843 nt
Organism: Ctenopharyngodon idella (grass carp)
Lineage: Eukaryota; Metazoa; Chordata; Actinopteri; Cypriniformes; Xenocyprididae
Product: AT-rich interactive domain-containing protein 1A-like
Exons: 2
Coding region: 1-1608 (535 amino acids)
Source: RefSeq, a predicted model, not a curated record